Dreissena polymorpha is the source of this 8264-nucleotide messenger RNA. RefSeq names its product patatin-like phospholipase domain-containing protein 7. Lineage: Eukaryota; Metazoa; Mollusca; Bivalvia; Myida; Dreissenidae. The coding region runs from base 31 to 4164 and encodes 1377 amino acids. Gene Ontology annotation, molecular function: phosphatidylcholine lysophospholipase A1 activity. The record is from RefSeq and is a predicted model, not a curated record. The transcript is spliced from 34 exons. Gene Ontology annotation, cellular component: endoplasmic reticulum. Gene Ontology annotation, biological process: phosphatidylcholine metabolic process.
UUAAAAAUAAAUAACGCAAACUAUGUCAAAAUGUCUCUAGAAGAAGACUUUAUCCAUUUUAAGGAUAAAAUUAGUAGCAUUGAAGAAGAAAUUAAACGACAAGUUACAGAAAGAUUGGCCAAAUAUGAUCUUACACUGAGCAUAGUGGUUGGAGUUUCUGUGGUGAUUAUUUCCACUCUGGGUAUUCUUGUGUUUGGACUAUGGAAGUUGAGAAAGAGGGCAGCUGCUCAGCAGACUCAUGGAUCUGGGCUCAAGAAGUUCCGCUUCAGAAAGAGGGAGAAAAUCAUGUUCUUUGGUCGCAAAAUGCUGCGAAAGAUGAGCAAUUUUUCUCGGAACACCAUAGAUCUUGCGCAGGGGAAGGGAAAGACGCAACUGAAUAAGAAAGAGAUUAUAAAGCUGGCAAGGAAGUUUUCAAAGAUCCUGCAGCUCAAGAAAGACCCGUCACAGCCCGUGUUACAGAAGAAGGUGCCACCAAGGUCAUUUUACGAGGAGGAUGGCUCUGAGUUUGAGGACAGUGACCACAGGAUCCCGACGGAGGUUCUCUUCAUGCUCAGAAGUGUGAGGGUAUUUGGACAUUUUGAAAAGCCCUUGUUCCUGGAGCUAUGCAAACACGUGGAGACAAAGACUAUAUCAGCUGGAAACUACCUGUUUAAGCCUGGAGAUGCGGAUAACAGCAUAUUUGUGGUACAGAGCGGCCAUUUGAAUGUCUACAUCCAUGAUGGGGGGACCGAUUACCUGGUGAAGGAAGUGACCACUGGUGAGAGCAUUCACAGCCUUCUCAGUAUCCUGGACUGCAUUGCGGGUAGACCACAGCCUUACAAGACAGUAUCGGCUAGAGCUGUGCAGAACUCCACCAUACUCAAGUUGCCUGCGACUGCUUUCCAGUCAUUGUUUGAUAGAUACCCUGAGUCACUGGUUAGAGUUGUACAGGUGAUCAUGGUGAGACUUCAGCGAGUGACGUUUACUGCCCUGCACAACUACCUGGGCCUCAGUAGUGAACUCAUCAACAGGAACAGUGACACAGAUGUGAGGAGGCUGUCCAUAUAUGCGCUCACAUCACAGACCUCUCGUAAGAGACUCAGUUCGACUGGACCAUCAGAAGCAGAAAUAGAGACUGAUCGCCAGGAGAUACCAGUGAGGCAGCCACAAACUAGUAUGUCAAAUCUGUUUGAUGAUACUGAUGAGACUGAGAUUGAUAACCCGAUCACAGACUUUGAUGCUGCCUGUAUGAGAGCCGGUGUGAAAGGCCGCAGAAGGAGCUCUAUGCGACCAAUGUCCGAGGAAGGCACGUUGGCUACAGGCCUGCCCCCCACUAGUUCUCGAGUGAGGCUGAAGGAGCCAGUGGAAACAAAUCUUCCCAGUUUUGCUGAGACCGAUGCGUCUUACACAGAUGAGGCCAUUCUUGACCUGGUAAAACAGGACAUAGUAACACUUCUGAAACUACAGUCUGAAGAUCUUCUGGAGGACCGAGUGAAGCUCUCUACCUUCAAGGCUGGAAAUACCCUUAUCAAGCAGGGAGACCAGGACUCGUCUCUGAUGUUUGUUGCAAGUGGACAGCUCAAUGUGAUUCAGCAGUAUGUGGGAGAGUCUGCAAAAGAGGUGAAGUUGUUUUCUGCCCAGCCGGGUGAGAUGGUAGGUGCCCUUGCAGUACUAACAGGGGAACCGUCUUUCUUCACAGUACGGGCUAAAACUGACGCCAAGGUUGCCAUCAUCACAAAGAAUGAUUUCUAUAACAUAAUGAGGGAGCAGCCGUCAGUUGUGUUGAAUGUAGCCUCGUUUACCCUGCUAAGGCUAACCCCAUUUGUGAGACAGAUAGACUUUGCCUUGGACUGGAUGAUGAUUGAAGCUGGAAGGGCCCUGUUCAGGCAAGGUGAACAUGCAGACUCAAUCUACAUAGUGUUGACUGGUCGACUGAGGACUGUGCUCACUUCAUCUGGAGGCAAGAAGGAGAUGGUGGGAGAGUACGGUAGGGGUGAGCUGGUAGGAAUUGUGGAGGUCCUGACCCAGCAAGAACGAGUCACCACUGGAAUUGCAGUCAGAGAUACUGAGCUAGCCAAACUGCCAACAGAGUUAUUGAACUUGAUCAAAAGAAAGCAUCCACAAGUUGUGACCCGUCUCAUACACCUGCUGGGAACAAGAAUUAUAGGAUCCAUGAGGACCAAAGAUACACUGCAGAUUUCUGAGAGCAUGGGUAAUGGUGAGACCAGAGUGUCAGUGCCCAAUCUGGCCACUGUGGCCAUCCUGCCUGCCUCCCCGGACGUGCUUCUAUCAAACUUUGUCCUAGAGCUUCAGUAUGCUCUCAAGGCUAUAGGCCCUGUCACUCGGUUCACCAGUGAGAUAGUGAAGAGAUGGCUGGGAGCCGGAGCACUGGACAAUGUGAAUGAGUUCCGCCUGUUCAGCUGGCUGGGUCAGCAGGAGGACAUCCACCGUAUGGUGCUCUACCAGUGUGACUUCACCAUGACCAAGUGGACCAAGAUGUGCAUACGCCAGGCGGACUGCAUCCUCAUUGUGGGGCUGGCAGGCAAUGACCACAAAGUGGGAGAGCUGGAGCAGCAGGUAGAGAGUAUAGAGAUGCGGGCCCAGAAGGAGCUGGUGCUGCUGCACAGGGAGGAGGCAGACUACCCCCGGGGCACCGUGGAGUGGCUCAACGCCCGGGGCUGGUGCUCCUCACACCACCACAUACGCUGUCCCAAGAGGGUCUUCAGCAAGCGAUCCUCAGCUAAAAUGGUGGAGUUGUACACAGAACUGAACAAGACAGAGCCAGAUAGGAUGUCUGACAUGAGUCGUCUGGCCAGGUUCCUGACAGGGACAUCAGUGGGGCUGGUGUUGGGUGGGGGUGGAGCAAGAGGCAUGUCACAUGUGGGCAUUAUCCGUGCCAUGCAGGAGGCCCGUAUCCCCAUCGACAUGGUGGGUGGGACCAGUAUAGGAGCCCUGAUGGGGGCGGCCUGGUGUGAGGAGGUCAACGUGACCCGAUUCACACAGAAAACUAGGGAGUGGUCAAUGAAAAUGACAUCUAUAGCAAAAAAGAUUCUAGAUCUCACAUAUCCCAUGGCGUCCAUGUUUACAGGCAGUUCCUUCAAUGAGGGCAUAGAGGAGACAUUCAGGGACAGACAGAUUGAGGACCUGUGGAUUCCAUUCUUCUGCGUCACCACUGACCUCACCUCAUCACAAAUGAGGGUGCACACCAAUGGGUCACUAUGGCGCUAUGUGAGAGCUAGCAUGUCACUGGCAGGCUACCUGCCACCCCUCUGUGACCCCAUUGACGGGCAUCUUCUGCUAGAUGGUGGGUACGUGAACAAUCUUCCUGCAGACGUGAUGAGAAGUUUUGGGGCCCAGUCCAUAUUUGCAGUUGAUGUCGGUAGCGUGGAUAACACUGAGCUGACAAACUAUGGCGACACCCUGUCAGGAUGGUGGUUACUGUGGAAACGAUGGAACCCCUGGGCAAAGCCAGUUAGAGUUCCUGACAUGCAGGAGAUCCAGUCUCGACUGGCGUACGUGAGCUGCAUGAGGCAGCUGGAGAGUGUCAAGAACAGCGACUGGUGCGAGUACAUCCGACCUCCCAUAGACAAGUAUGGCACACUGCAGUUUGGGGCCUUUGAUGAGGUUAUGGAGGUUGGUUACAACCAUGGGAGGACCAUGCUGACUGGAUGGGAGAGAGGAGGCCUGAUCAAUAAGUUGUUUCAAGAGAAGAAACAAGCUGAGAGAAAGGCACAGGAGAAAGCAGACCACAUGACACACACCCCAAAAUUGACCUAUUUCACGGAUCUAGCUGAGCUUGUGUCAAAGAUAGAGGAGCCCAGAAGCUCCACCUCUGUUGGUGAGAAUGACAACUCAGAUUCCUUUGAUGAUGACGAAGUCCUUCAAAACUUUAACCAGCAUGCUAAGUUUGUGGCUGCUUCAGAAGCCUCCCCUCUCAAGUCUGUACCAGAUAACACUGGCCUCAGCUUAGACCAGGCUGCUGGCCUGGAUUCUGAUGCUGAGGAUGAAUUCGGAAAGUAUGAUGGUGAUGAUGAUGAUGAUGACGACGAUGAUGAUGUGGUUGAAGAUGAUGAUGAUGAUGAAUAUGUCACUGAAAGCGACCCGGAGGAAGGGGUUGAUGAACACAAGGCCCUAGCUAAGAUGAAAAACUUUGAUGCCAGCAGAUUCAAGGGUGGUGAUUUUUAGCACAAACUGGCAAAAAGAAACAAGCGCUACCAAGACGGCUUUCUGGAUAUCUUAGAAAAUAAUAAAUCAACACCAAGUACAUCACUCUGUAUACAUAUACCUUAUUUGUUUAUAGACAGUAAUUGAAGCAUUUUUAAAGUAAUAAGAAUGCCCAGGCUUCAAAGGAAGACUAUUUUCAGGGUAAUACAGUAUUAUUUUAGACCAUUUCUGUACUUGAGCAGAAUGAUUUACUAAUAUUUUGUUUCACUACAUGCCAUUUUCCAAAUAAGUGAGCUAUGAUAGUGAUGCAUAUUUGAACAUUAGUUUAAACAAUUAUUGUUGUUCUUCAAGUUUGUGUUAAUAUAUGGACAAACUACAUUUACUGAUUGUCAUUACGGUUUCUAUGUUUGCUGUUUUGGCACAUAGUAGUUCCACGGAUCAUUAAAAAGCUCUGUUGAGGCAAAACAUGCCAUUUUGUAAAUGAGUACCAAUCAUUUUGAAUUGGUGAACUGCAGGGACAAGUAUAGAACAAUUAAUCUUCUUUUUAACUACAAUACAAGAGCUUGUAUAUAUUGUUUUCUAUUUGAUAUCUAAAUGAUAUGAACUAAAACUUAAAUGAUCUGAUAUUUCUGUAAAUUAUAUUUGUUUUUGGAUUAUUUAUGAGGACAUAUUAGUUUCAUUUUGAUGUUAAAUUGUUUUAUUUCAAUGAAAUGAAAAUUAAAAAAAAUAAAUUAUUUCAAAGCUGUGCAAUUGAGUGUAUGAUUGACAUGUUUAGAAUUUGUACUUACACUUUUAAAUUGUAUGAUCGAAUGUUUAGACAUACCGCAACUGAUGAACUGUGUUAUCCUGAAAUUACCAGAAUUUCACAAAUUGCUUUUAGAGGUCAGACGUUUGAAUAAUUAUUUGAAUCAUUUCAUACUAUGUCAACUUAUAGAUUAAGUAUGGUCUGUUAUGAUGUGUUUUACAGUUUGGGUGACAACUUUGGCCAAUGUUUAAGAUAACCAAGUUCAUCACUUUAGUAACAUUGUAUGACUUGUUUUGAUGUUAUUUGAUUGUUAACAUACAUGAUUGUUUCAAGAUAAAAUAAUUGAUAUGUUACAUGGACAUGCUAAAUUUUUAAUCAGUCACAGUGAUUGAUAGUAAGAUGAAAGCAAGGUUUGUUUCAUUUUUAUGUGAUCCUUAUGCCUGUUAAGACAUAUGAGAUUUAGUAUUCAGAUACUUAGAGUAGGUUUGUUUGGUUAUUAUUUUGUGAUUGUUAAACACUGCACAUUUUGAAAGUAGAUUGCGUACAGUGUGAUUGGUUGUAAACUAAGGGAGAUUAUCUAUCUGUGAAGAAAUGUGCUAAUUAGCUUAUUAACAAGGCUAUGUAUAGUUUGUAUACAUCUAUGCGAUAAGUAUUUUGUAUUUUGUGUGAAGCUUCCAUAUUCUUUACAGUUAUUUUGUUAGCUGUACUGUACAUGAAUAUUGCAUUUUGUGGCAUAUUUAUGUUUCAUUCUAUUGGCUCAGUUUAUUGUUGUGUAACCACAAAAUUCAUUUGAUCUGUCUGCCAAAAAUGCAUGCAAAAUGUAUAGUGCAUUCAAAUUAUGCAUCAUUAUUGAAAGCAUUCUUAGUGAUACAGUAGUUGUUGUUUUUUGCACUGUCUUAUGAAUUAGCAUUUAUACCGGUAGUUUAACUGUGAUACAAUUGUACUGUUCUCAAUUAUAAUAUGAAGAUAAAAUAUGGUACAAUUAUGCUUUGAGAACUUGCAGUACAAACACAUUUUUGCUUUAUGUUGAACUACAAGUCUAAAUAUUAUCAAGGGCAUCUGGGGUCAUGUUUUGAAGAGUUAAAGACCACGUCAAAGAUGAAACGGUGUUAAAUGUUAGAAUUUGUUUGUUAACAGCCCAAAAUUGUUUAUGAUAUCAAAUGUCUAUUGUUAAAGUCUCUAACACCUCUUAAAUUUAUUGAUAUAAGGUUACUAAAUAAAACUGAAUGUAGGAACUGUAUGGGCAUACAGGUUCAUAUAACCAAGCAAAGUCAGAAGAUAAUUGUGAGUUAAUAAAACCUAUUUUAUUAGAUUGUUUCUAAAUUGUUGAUGUUAAGAGGUCCUGUUUGUAUUGAUUAUGUUCUUUUUCAAUUCAAUAAAGUAUUAAUGUAGAGCAUUUAUUUGUAAUUUAUGUUUUAUAGUUUUACAGUUUAUUAUAUUACAUUGUGUUUUUAUAUAAAUUCACUUUUACUAAGUACAUUCUUUAGUGGUGUAUCAAAGUUUGUUGGAACAUGAUGCGUGUUGAGUUAUAAAUGUUGUUCAUGGUAAGUUUGUAGCUUGUGUUGUUAAUGGUUUGAUAAUUUGCAGUUUACACUUUAACAAUUUCCUUAACUACAUGUAUACACAAGGAGUUUUGUGAAAACCACCCUUGCCUUUAUUAUCUUUGUUUCUGCAGAAAUGAUAAGUAUUGAAUAGUUAAAAUAAUGUCAGUAAUUGAUUUUUCAGACAAACAUUAAAUAUGGAAAAUCUGUGCCCUAUUGACAAAUGCCUUGUUGACCAUGUCUUGGUAUGCACAUGGUUUAGCUAGUCAAGAAACUGCACAUACCUCAGUUUUUUAACAAUGCAAGUUAUAUUAUUGAAAUCCACGAUUUGUAAUUAAAAAAAAGUAAUGUAGUUGUCUCCUGUAAUGUUUUAAUGUUGAUUAGAAUACUUUUUAAUCAGAGAUUCGAAAAGAAUCUAUCCAAAUGUUUCAUACUUCAGAUAAGUUGGAAGUAAUGUUGAAGUUUCCUAUGUCUCCUGUUACAGUUGUUGUAUAAGUUAUUGGUUUCAGAGACUUCCAUGUAUCUUGUGCUGUUGCUUAUAUAAAACAAAGAGUGCACAUGACAAGUUAUGGACAGAUUAAAGAGGUUCAUUUAUGUACAAAAAUUGUUGAUAAAAAAGCAAUCGGGGAAAAAAAUGCUGAGAAAUUAAAAAUAUUUCCAUUUAUUGUAAAAAUAUGUAUGUUUUGUUAACUCUUUUGGUGUUUUAUUUUUUUGCAAUUAUUUACUUUAUAUGAUAAGUUUCAUUUAUCUUAUGAUGUACUUUCAUUUGUUGUUUCCUUUUUUUUCAUAUUUUUAAAAUAUGUAACAUUUGUGUACAAUUUAGUGAGACAUUUAACAGAUUAUUAAUUUUGCACUUGGCUUGAAGUGGUGUUUUUGUGUUUGUUGCUCAUCAUUUAAAGCCAGUCCGAAAACAGAUCUCUUUGGCGCACAAGUAAUCCAGGUCCCCCCGUCAGUCAGAAAACAAAACUUCAAGACAUUGCUAAUGUAUAUCAGUUUCAUAAAUAAUUUGCACACUUUGUAAACUGAAGUCAUUUCAAUGUUCUCAUGUUUUUCAGAUCUUCGAAAUGUUUACUGACUUGACAACUGAAUGAUAAUACUGUAUACCUUUGCAUUAUCAUGAAGACUUGGGUGUUUACGAUAUUCACACUCUAUGGCGUUCUAGACUUUUCUAUUUAAGGCAUUAUUAAAAAUCUGUCUGUUGUUCUAAACUGUUAAAAUAGUAGUUGACCUCAUCUUUUAACUCCAGCCUUUAUCCAUAUUAAGCGGAGACCAUGAAAUAAUUUAUUUGAAUUUUCAAUUAGAAAAUCUAUAUCUUAAACAUAUAAUAAAAUAAGAAUUGUCUGAUAUAUUGCUUAUUAAAAUAAAACACAUGCCCCUCAAGAAAUAGUUAAGACCAUUGAAGGCUUGGUCGCAAUAUAGUUACCAACCAAUCAGCCCAUAAACACAGAUCAGGUUUGUGGGCUGACUGAGGCGUCACUAUAUUGACAGGUCUGUGCUAUUUCCUAAACAUUUACUUUAGUGCACAUUUUAGCAUGUUCAUUUUAUGGUAAAAUGACCCGACGGUCCGGACCUGAGCAUGUUCUUGUCCAUCAAAUCUGAUACAUGUAGUUUGAAUUGUUUUUUUACCCCAGAUAAGUUUAUAAUAGUUUUGUAAUUAAUUGAUUCCUAUUUGAGUCUUGUUGGUAGACACAAUUUUAUCUCUAUUAAAUUUAUAUUGUAAUAUACAUGUAUGUGUUUUGUUAUAAUUCUUGUUUCUAGCAUUGUUGUUUGCUGUUCUCAAUACUAAACCAAGUGCUAUUCAUGUGUUGUUUCUUAUUAAAGCUUGAACAAUUGAA